UCCAUUUCAUAUUUCAAUUUCAUGCACAUUAGUGGAUCACCGUGUGUGAGGAACAUGCAUUGCACUGGUGACUGAUAAUAAAUAUUGUGUGUUAAAAUCAUCAGUGUCAAACAGUUAAAAAAAAAUAUUGGUUAAUUUAUUCAAAAGAUACCUUUUAGUGUGAUCCUGUUUGUGAUUACAAUUUUAAGGAAUACUUAUUUACAUAUAAAAUUUAAUAAAAUGGCAAGUACUCCAACGGUUGAAUCUACUACUUCUUGCACGGAAGAAAUUAAGGAAAUUCCCACAAAAGCUAUGGUUAAUGGUAAUAAUUGUACAGCUAAUUCUACAAAUGGCAUGACUAGUAAUGGAAUCGAAAUCAAACACAAUAAAUCCAAUGGAACGACUGAGUGUAGUAAUGAUAAUCGAUUUGAAGAAUUUCAAUUUACAGUUCCUUGGGGCACAGUUGCAGGUAAAUGGUGGGGAUCAAGAGACAGAGUACCUAUAAUAUGCAUACAUGGAUGGUGUGAUAAUUGUGGAACAUUUGAUAAUCUAGCACCGUUAUUAGUAGACGAAGGACAUUCAUUAUUAUGUUUAGAUUUACCUGGUCAUGGAUUCUCGUCACAUAUUCCACCUGGCAUGUACUAUUACCUAAACUGGGAUGGUGUAAUGCUAGUACGACGAAUAGUUAAACAUUAUAAAUGGGAUAAAAUUCGUUUAAUGGGUCAUUCAUUAGGCGGAUGUAUAUCAUUUUUAUAUGCAGCUGUAUUUCCAGACGAAGUAUCCCAUUUUAUAUGUAUAGAUAUUGCCAGUCCAGCUGUACGAUCACCCGAAGAAACUGUACCAAAAAUAGGACAAUUAAUUGACGAUUUUCUAUUAGUCGAAAAGAAUGCACAUCGUACACCAAAAGCUGGUGAUUAUGAGAAAUUUGUUGAUUUAGUACAUUAUGCCCAACAUGGUAAUUGUACUAAAGAUGCCGUACGUGUAUUAUUAAAACGAGGCAUGAGACAAACAAGUACCGAUCCACCACAUUUCCUAUUUUACGCUGAUGUACGAUUGCGUAGUUUUGGAUUAGGUUUCAUGUAUAUGCAUGAAAGUGAAGAAUUGGCAAAGCAAAUUAAAUGUAAUGUAUUAAAUAUUAAAGCUAACACAAGAACGGUUAGCUUAAAUAUGGAAUACUAUGAUCGUAUUUGUGAUAUAAUAAAGGAGAAUGCAGCCAAAUUUGAAAUACAUAAUGUAGAUGGGGCUCAUCAUUUACAUUUAAACGAUCCUAAUUCAAUAAUACAUAUAGUUAGUAAUUUUUUAUCAGGUGAAUAAUUAAUUUAUAUUUUGUAGAUCUAAUUAUAUUUUUGUUUUAAAAAACUGAUGAUAUUAGUGAUUAAGGUGACUCGGUCGG
This is a messenger RNA of Chrysoperla carnea, 1372 nucleotides long. Its product is annotated as probable serine hydrolase. The transcript has 3 exons. The record is from RefSeq and is a predicted model, not a curated record. The coding region runs from base 220 to 1293 and encodes 357 amino acids. NCBI's taxonomy places the organism in Eukaryota, Metazoa, Arthropoda, Insecta, Neuroptera, Chrysopidae.